UAGAAGUGGAAGACCAUAAGGUAUUGGGAAUGUGCCUCUCUCUGGUAUCAGUGUAAAAGUGUAAGGUACAGGAUAGCGUGGAUUUAAACAUUUUCCUAAUGGUAAAAUUCAAAAAAAGUGUCAAAGAAAAUUAUCAUGGUGCCUCGAUGGUUAUUGGUCAGGAAGUACGUUGGUCUUCUUUGGAUAUUGAUGUUCGUAGUAUCAUUGUAUAUUAUCCUCGUUAAGACGGUUACCUCAAGCUCAAUGAAAGAUCAAAGUUUAGAUAAAUUGUGCCAAACAAAUUGUGGCAACAGUGUUGGCGAUACCAAUGUAAAAAUUCGAAACCAGAAGAAAACCAGUUGCGUUAAGAAGGUUUUAAUAUGGUGGAAGACUGAACUUGCUCGUAAAAAUUAUGGAUACGGAGGUACAGAAGGAUUGAUAACUUGUCCUAAUUUGGAUUGUUCUGUCCAUACAACGUAUGCAGAAAAUUAUUCAAUGCUGGUUGACUCAGAUGUUGUAAUAUUCCACACUGGUUAUUAUACCGAUCCCGCAAACUAUGGUUUGUUCCAGUCCAAACGAUUUCCCGCCCAAAUUUGGAUAUGGCAGGCAUGGGAAAGUCAAAUUCGAGUUUUGCAUUUUAUGAAAAAACCGCCAGUUUGGUUUCAUUUUAAUAUGACGAUGUCAUUUAGCUCGGAUACUGAUAUCCGUGUACCGUAUGGCUCGUAUGUACCUUUUGAACGGCCUAAACAACUACCCAGUAAUGUGCCACAGAUCGACUGGUCACAGGGAAAAACAAGAUUAAUCGCCUGGGUUGCAAAAAACUGUCAGAGCACAACGUGGGCCAGAUUUAAGUUUGUCAAACUUCUACAAACUCGUCUACCUAUUGAUAUAUACGGGCGGUGUGGCAAUUUAUCUUGUCCUGGUUGGAAAGUACCAUGUGAAGCUACGAAAAAUUAUAAAUUCAUUCUUGCUUUGGAGAAUAGCGAGUGUCGUGAUUACAUUACAGAAAAGUUUUGGUGGUGGCCAUUUUCAAAUCUAAACAUUGUUCCGAUCGUUUUUGGACCAUCAAAAAAAGACUAUCAAAAAGUAGCACCCCCAAACUCUUUUAUUCAUAUAUCAGAUUUUGAUACCCUGGACCAGUUUGUAGCAUACAUUAAUCUUCUGGAUAAUAACAAACACCUUUAUAAUGCAUUUUUUGAAUGGAAAAAGAUGGGGCACGUUGUUAAGAAUUUUGAUUAUUUCUCACCGUCGCGUAUAUGUUCUAUAUUCAACGUCCAGCCGCCAAAGCGUCCACAUAAUAUCCAUGAAGAAUGGUGGAAAGGUACUUGUAAAGAGCGUAAAAAAUGGCAUCCAUUUAUCAAUAAUAAGAAAAUGAAAUCUGCAAAAGUCUGACUUCAAUUUGCUAGAAACGCAAUGGCGACUAUGUUUUAAUGUGAAUGGUCUUCGGUACAACAUGCAGUGCAAUCAAUGUAAACUUAAAAAAGAGCAAAUUUUAAGGUUUUUAAACAACACCUUAAUAAAUGUUACAUUGUUCAAAAUAGUUUUUUAAUAGUCAUUAAGUUAUCUUUGUGCAUUUUAGUCUCUGGGCACCUAGCUGUAGAGAUGUGUAGUUAUCUUUACUCAUGUCCAAUUGUUGUAAGGGAAAGGUACACUUUAAAUUUCAUCUUUCACUAAAACUCUGUUCCAUUUUUAGUAUAAAAUAUGGAUCCCUUGUACAAUAUGGACUCUCAUUACUUUUUAUGAUCUAUAUCCGAGUAUAAGAUUCAAUGCAUUAUUUACCACCGUACGCUUGAAGAUUCUCGGGUUUCUUACCUCCAGUCUAAGAUCGACGGAUGUGGACAUGAUCAGAGAGCUCUGUUCAAACUUGCCAAUAAGCUACUUGGUAGGACAACCGUGGCAAAUUUACCACCAUCAUCCAGUAAGCUUCAGUUGGCUACUGACUUUAACACAUUUUUUGUUGAUAAAAUCAAACGUCUGCGUCAGAGUAUCUCUAUCAAAUCUGAAGUUUCAUCUUUCACGGCCGCAUC
Molecule: messenger RNA, 2006 nt
Organism: Anneissia japonica
Lineage: Eukaryota; Metazoa; Echinodermata; Crinoidea; Comatulida; Comatulidae
Product: alpha-(1,3)-fucosyltransferase 6-like
Exons: 2
Coding region: 136-1371 (411 amino acids)
Cellular component (GO): membrane
Molecular function (GO): alpha-(1->3)-fucosyltransferase activity
Source: RefSeq, a predicted model, not a curated record